Penicillium argentinense is the source of this 570-nucleotide messenger RNA. RefSeq lists its product as uncharacterized. The coding region runs from base 1 to 570 and encodes 189 amino acids. The transcript has a single exon. Lineage: Eukaryota; Fungi; Ascomycota; Eurotiomycetes; Eurotiales; Aspergillaceae. Gene Ontology annotation, molecular function: transaminase activity; pyridoxal phosphate binding. The record is from RefSeq and is a predicted model, not a curated record. Gene Ontology annotation, cellular component: mitochondrion.
AUGGAUGAGGCUCAGAUCAGAGUCGGGCGUACCAGCCAGAUUCUCGCUUUUCAGAAGGAAAAUAUCGUCCUUGACAUUCUGGCAUUGUCCAAGGCCCUGGGAUGUUGUCUGCCUCUCCCAUGUGUGAGCACCUGUGUUAAAAUCGAACACGGAUGCAAGGAGGCUGGGCUCAUGUGGCUUACUACCGAUUCCAACACCCGCUCACAACUGAUGUUGGCAACAAAGUGCUGCAGAUUGAGAGAUUAUAUUUGCAAACAUGCGUCUGAGCGCGGUGGUCAGCUUCGGUCGAGGUUUAUUAAACUCCAGCAGAAAUAUUGGUUUAUAGGUGAUAUCCGUGGUCGUGGCCUCCUGCAGGGAAUUGAAUUUAUCUCGAACCCUAAGGCCAAGUCUUUUGAUAGCGAUUUGGGACAGGCAGUUUCCGAGUGCGCUAUGACUUGUGGUAUCUCCUGCAACAUUGUCAGCCUAUCUGGUAUGGGUGGCGUUUUCCGACUUGCGCCCCCGGUUAUUGUUACAGCAGAAGAAAUUGAAGAGGGCCUGAAGAUCCUGGAUAAAACCUCCUCAUUCGUCUAA